Messenger RNA from Bemisia tabaci, 1656 nucleotides. Lineage: Eukaryota; Metazoa; Arthropoda; Insecta; Hemiptera; Aleyrodidae. The record is from RefSeq and is a predicted model, not a curated record.
UCUCAAUGCAUAAUUUGGACAGCAAUAUACAUAAGUGCAGUGACACUAUACUCUUGCUCUACCCAACUGUCGUACUUCACAAAUCUGUUGCAGAGAGGAGAUCUAAAGGGAAAUACAAGAAUCAACUACAUAUCAACUUUGACGUAUGUGGCAUAUUUGUGGAAUGGGAAAUGUAAGAGGGGUAAUGCGACAAAAGCAUUUUACUGGCCAGACAGAAUACCGUCAUCAGAGAGGACAUACGCGUGGAUGCUUUCUUAUAGCCUGGUUACAUCAUGUUGGAUUCCUGCUUCUGUUGGAUUAAUGACUGGUGCUUUCUAUGGUCAGAGUGAAGAUGCUGUGAUAUGUAUGUCUCUGCCAUGGCUUGUAAUCACGUUCAUUUUGACUGUUAUGGAUCUUUCUGCAGCAGUUAUGUACACUUUUGACAUUUUCCAUAUGACGGAUAAGAAAGCAUACCUUCAAUUUAUCGGCGUUGGACUGAAAAAUACCACGAUAAUAGAAGGCCUAGAAGGAAAAACACCUCAGGAAUGGCAAUAUGACACAAUUAUUCCUGGCGUAAUUUUUGUGUCCAUAUACUUGAGGCUAGUCGUACUAUGGCUGAUCAAUGUGUACUUAUUAAUCAAGGUAUUCAAUGAGAUAUGGCGGCUCAGGAGAGAAAAAAAGAAAGAGUCUGUCAAGAGGCCUCAAAAUUUUGAGAUGAGCGUUAUCAACAGAAUUCAAGAACAGAGACCAAGUCCACAAAUGCAAGACGCACCUAACAAGAAUGCACAAUAUGUUCCUUGGAUGGAUUUAGUGAGUUUUAAAACCAAUGUACAGCAACAAUCCUUGACGCAAAGGAGAAAAUCUGAGCUAAUCAUCAACACAAAAAUUGCUGAGAACUAUAAUCAAGCCAAGCUCCAGCGACUGAAUGAAGAGUUCCGCAAAAAAUAUCUACCCGUCGAUUCCCAGUUGGUAAAAAUUACAGAUAAUAAUUUAUCUCCUGACAGAAUGCGUCGCAGACAUAGCGAGGAGUCAUACAUCUGGCGCGAGAAAGUCCGAGAUAAAGCACGGCGAUUCAGUGAGCAGCAGCACCAGAUCAAAGUAAUUGCAGAGUUGCUAGAGCAAAGAGCAAGCGGGCCUCCGAGCAAGGCCACAAAACAGGCGGAAAAUGAGAGGCGGAGAAGUAAAACUAAAGAGCCGGUCAACUGGUAUGAGCCCAUAUGGGAAAUGGAGACAGCCGACAGCCAUUACACAACGAUUGAGAAUGAUCUGUAUUCUCCUGUUUUUGAUUACUUGGGACAACCUACACCCCACCUUCAGCCCUUCAAAUGGACCUUAGAUUCCCCAACAUUUAAGAGAUAUGAGCAGCGAAUAAUUUUCAACUACCCUGUUGCUUCACCUACUUCUUUACAAGAAAAUAACCCCCUGAGGCGAAUAUGGAACGAAAUCCAGGUACUGAAGUACGGACCGAAAACUCAAAAUAAACCACCUCCUUCACCAAAAAUUGACUAUGAACUAUAAAUUCACAAUGAAGGGGUGCAACAGGAAAACUAAGUUUGAACCUUCUAAGCCCUGAACUAAUUGUUGGUAUUAAUGAACGAGUAGGUUGAAACUUUGUCAAAUAAAUAUUCCACUGUCAUAUUCUGUGGCUUCGGUAGAAAGUUGGACCCAGAAAUUUUA